AUGGCAUUACGACGACGGCUGCUGUCGAUUGAGGAAGAUGAAGAGCCCAUGUUCAAAGUGAAGAAGAGCAAGCUCAGUCGACAGAUGGCGGCCACUAAGGCACCUGCAGAUUUGGCCAGCUUCAAGAAGGUGAAGGGCGCUGAGAAGCUGAACGAAUCCAAGGACCCACGACGGAGCCAUCGCAGCAGCCGACCGGAGGCCGUUGAGAGCGUGGGAGUGAGUGAGGCUGCAGAGGAGAGCGUGGAGGGGGAGGUCAUCACUGAGCCAUGCGAAGGGUAUGACGUGGAGGCAGAGGACCACGAGACCUCAGCGGUGCAAGCAGCGCGCUUGGCAAGAGCACAACGUGCUGCGGCCAGGGACACGGGUGGAAUCAGAGCGCCCCCAGCGCAAGGAGUUGAUAGCAGCGCACGCAUCAAGGCGCUAGCUGCUGCGGCACAGAGGGAGCUCAACGAGAACGAGGAGCCAGAGGACGCCGCCGAGGCCUGGGCGCUCCGGCAGCUGGAAGUGGGUCUCCACCGCCGGCGAGCUGGGCAGGCUCCACCCGAGGAAUUGGAUUUGGAGCAGGAGAUUGCGCAGCUGGACACACCCCUCCGCCCGCGGGACGGCGUGCAGCAGGUCCGCCAGGCCGCCGAACGAGUGGCCAAGGGCCACGACGGCGCGGAUCGCACAGCAGUUAGGACGGCGGAGAGUGUCCUGUGGGCGCCGGGCGAAGCGAUGGCCAAGUUGUGGGACACCAUGAAGACCCUUGAGGGCUCGGCUGAAAAUCGAGAGGUCAAGCUCGAGGAGCUGAAGUCGCAGCGGGAUGCCGCCCAGGACGAACUCCGCGAGAUCGAGCGGCAAGACAAGCAGAUCUCUCGCUCCUUACGCUGUGUUCGCGAGUUGGAGGAGAUCGCAUGGAGCCUCGGUGGCUUGCUGGAUGAGAAAUCUGCCAAGUGUAAGCAGGCUAUCACCAUGCUCUCCCAGAUCGAGGCCGACUUCGUGAAGCGUCGGAGCCAGCGGCGGAUGAGAGACCUCAACGAAGAACCUCGGAUGGAUUUGUGCGAGCCCGACGAGUCUGAGCAACGUGCUCGCCGCGAGCAGGCACUGCUCGCACGCCGCGCGCGCCGACAGGAACGGCGGAAGAGGCAAGGCUCGGAAACUCGCUCCCAGGAAGGCUUUGAACAGACAGCCAAAGAUCGCUCAAGCUUUUGUGCAGCAGUGCAUCGGCAGUUGCUAGAGGAUGUCUCUGAGGACUUUGCGAGCGCCUCGGCAGUGCUCAAGGCGCUGAAGACAGCCAAGCAGAAGUUGCAGGAAGAAUACCGGCAGGCCUUCGUGCACCUCUCCUUGCCGGACGUCUUUGGCUUCUUCGUGGAGCACUCCACCUUGUGGUGGGACCCGUUCAGCCUUUGUGCGAAUGGUGCCAAGUGGGGCCCCAGGAAGGCAUUGACCACCACGCAACUGGAAGCCUUUGAUUGGUUCGAGGAUCUGGCAGCCUUCACUGAGAUGAUGGGUGACGAUGAUCCAGACGGAGAGUUGGUUCCAAAGAUCGUGCAGAAAUGCAUCUUCCCCGAAGUGGCUCGCCGACUGCGCCAGUGCUGGGACGUGACUUGCAUCGAGCAAAGCAAGCGCGCUGCGGCACUCUUGGACGAAUGCUUGCUCUUCGAGGUGGGUGAAGAUGGCGCCUUCAACGAACUGCUGUUGGCCGCGCUGGAGCGCUUGCGUGUGUGUUUGCGGCAGUUUGCACCUGAAGUCUUCGUCCCUGCGCACUUGGUCUCUUCGUGGUACGCAUCUCCCGUGCGAAAGCGCCUACUGUGGCGCUGCUGCAAGAUCGCCGCCUGCGCGGCACACUUGGAGGGCCGUGUGGCCGACGAGCAGCUCGCGCCCUUGGUGCUCCGAGAGAUCUUCGCGCUGCGCAUGGCGCCCCACUUACAGGGCCCGCGGCUGCACCUGGAGGAGAUGGACUUGCUCGAGCGCUUCAUUGAAGCUCUACCUGAGAGGUGGUUGGAUCCCUUGCCUGCUGCCCUGUCCCCCUUGCGCGAUUGCUUGGGCCCACGCGCGCCGAAGAAUGCGGAGCUGUCAGCCGAGCGAGCGUACAGGCUCUUGCAGAAGAUGAAGUGA
This is a messenger RNA of Durusdinium trenchii, 2097 nucleotides long. The record is from the annotation of a GenBank genome assembly. Lineage: Eukaryota; Dinophyceae; Suessiales; Symbiodiniaceae.